CAAUACAUCACCACAAAGAAUCCUCGACUUCCGUCAUUGGGAAUUGCGUAGUACCAAUUCCACUCUAAACGAUGUUGCCGUUAAGAACAGCCCCGAGGAGGGCAACUGGCCUGCGUUCCUUUUCGACAUCCCGCGUGCUGCGGUCCGAGGAGCUAUCACAUCAGAUCUUCGGUCCUGAGAAUGAACAGGCUGUUCGAAGUCCGAUUCUCUUCUUGCAUGGACUUUUUGGAUCGAAGCAGAAUAAUCGGAGUAUUAGUCGGGCCCUUGCACGUGACUUGAAGCGUCAAAUAUACACCCUGGAUCUCCGGAAUCAUGGACAUUCGUUCCAUGCCCAGGAGCACAACUAUACAAUUAUGGCUGAGGACGUGGAGAAGUUCAUUGACCAGCAGAAGCUAGAUAAAUGCGUGUUGAUUGGGCACUCUAUGGGUGCCAAAACCGCCAUGGCUGUUGCUCUGCGCUUUCCUGAUCGUGUGUCGGGCCUUGUGCCCGUCGACAAUGCACCCAUUAAUGCUCGGUUGCAGAGUGAUUUUGGGAAAUAUGUCCGAGGCAUGCAGCAUGUCGAGGCCGAGCAGGUGACGAAGCAGUCCGAUGCGGAUAAGAUUCUGCAGAGUUAUGAAGAGGCCCUCCCCAUUCGACAAUUCCUUCUGACCAACCUGAUCCGCUCAGAGGAUCAGACAAUGAAAUUUCGCGUUCCGCUGUCGACAUUGGGUGCUUCACUUGAAGACAUGGCUGACUUCCCAUUCCGUGAACCGGGGGCUGUAACAUAUGACGGGCCAACCCUUGUUGUUCGGGGCACCAAGAGCAGAUACGUUUCGGAUGAGUCGCUCCCCGCUAUCAAGAAGUUCUUCCCAAACUCUGAAGUUGCGGAUGUCGAGGCCGGGCACUGGCUCAUUUCAGAGAAACCUGAAGCAUUCCGACAAGUGGUUGUUAAGUUCUUGAAGAAUACGCCAUAGUGGCGGGAUCAAUGGGGUAUUGAUUAAGCAAAAGAAGUGUAUACCUCGCUGGGAACAUUAUGCAUAGACGUAUUUGUAAAUAAUACUCAUAAAAACAGACAUAUGAACGGUAACCACACCACGCCAACGCAGAAUAUAGUAUCAAGGAACACAAACUCUAUUACAGUCAUGAGU
This is a messenger RNA of Aspergillus ruber CBS 135680, 1127 nucleotides long. RefSeq names its product putative alpha/beta hydrolase. The coding region runs from base 72 to 953 and encodes 293 amino acids. Lineage: Eukaryota; Fungi; Ascomycota; Eurotiomycetes; Eurotiales; Aspergillaceae. The transcript is spliced from 5 exons. Gene Ontology annotation, cellular component: mitochondrion. The record is from RefSeq and is a predicted model, not a curated record.